This is a messenger RNA of Schistocerca nitens (vagrant locust), 635 nucleotides long. RefSeq lists its product as uncharacterized. The transcript has 5 exons. The coding region runs from base 69 to 635 and encodes 188 amino acids. NCBI's taxonomy places the organism in Eukaryota, Metazoa, Arthropoda, Insecta, Orthoptera, Acrididae. The record is from RefSeq and is a predicted model, not a curated record.
UUGUAUUUGACUUCGAGAACGUCAGUACUCCAGACACGAAAAUAGCAUGCUGAGCAAGAGCCACUGAAAUGAUUAGGCCUACAGAUGAAACAUUUGAACAGCAAAGGAUGCCAUGCAGCAGAAGUGAAGAGUGGAUUGUAAAUCUGCUGUGGCAAAACAAGCCGUUGAAAGCAGAGAAUUCUGAAAAUGGAACAUAUAGUGGAAUUUAUAAUCUUGAUGUGGAUGAUGCUGGAAGCCGAAGUGAAGAAACCAUCCCUGAAGCUCCUCACAUACCUGGGGCAGUGACACUAGAGGUUGCACCGUCCAUAUCUACACUAUCACCAGUAGAGUGCUUGAAGUCAUCUGGAACAGAUGUUACACCUCGUGCUGGCCCACCAUCCUCUUCGUCUAGAACAAGUCCAUAUGCUAGGCCACCACCCUUGAAGAAAGGAGCAUUGCCAGAAACAGACAAGACGAAGAUGCUCAGUAGCACAGAAUUACAUAGGCUGGUGCUGCUGGAGCAACUGAAGCUCACUCGACUGCAAAUGGAAAAAGAAGCUAUGUUAAUGAACUUUCCCAAUAUAAAGAUGAAUAAUGUAAACACUUUGCAACAGGAGGAAAAUGAAAAUAGUUUUAAUGUAUGUACCAUUCUGUAG